Molecule: messenger RNA, 474 nt
Organism: Vicia villosa (hairy vetch)
Lineage: Eukaryota; Viridiplantae; Streptophyta; Magnoliopsida; Fabales; Fabaceae
Exons: 1
Coding region: 1-474 (157 amino acids)
Source: RefSeq, a predicted model, not a curated record
AUGGUGAACCUAGAUAAGUCAGAGGUGUCGUUCAGUCGAAACGUGUGUGAAGCUGAUGCAAAUUUGAUCCGUAAAAGGAUGGGGGUAAAGGCAGAUGUGAACCACUCCAAAUAUCUGGGCUUACCGGUUGUGUUCGGAAGAUUGAAAAGAGACGUUUUCACCAUGGUCAUUGAGAGAGUUUGGAAUAAGCUUAAAGAGUGGAAAGAGCGAUUUCUAUCCAGAGCCGGGAAGGAAGUGUUAAUAAAAGCCGUAGCUCAAGCAAUUCCCACUUAUAUUAUGAGUUGCUAUAAGCUUCCGGAAUCUACGUGCCAUGAGAUUGAAACUCUGUUAGCAAAAUUAUGGUGGGGUUCACGGAACGGCGAAAGGAAGGUCCAUUGGUUGAGCUGGGAUAAGAUGGCCCGGGCAAAAGGAGUUAGGGGUUUAGGAUUUCGAGGUGUCAGUGAUUUUAAUACUAGUUUUCUUGGUAAACACUAA